Molecule: messenger RNA, 922 nt
Organism: Asparagus officinalis (garden asparagus)
Lineage: Eukaryota; Viridiplantae; Streptophyta; Magnoliopsida; Asparagales; Asparagaceae
Exons: 6
Source: RefSeq, a predicted model, not a curated record
CCAAAAUGUGUUUCCCUUUUCCUGUGUCGGUUCGAGCGCGCGGUAUGCUUUACGACGAAGGAGAAAGGAUCUGAGAAUCUCAGACCUCAGUCUCAUUUCUCGCGCUUCUGCUCUCUCUCUCUCUCUCUCUCUCUCUCUCUCUUCUCCAAAAAAACCCUAGAAAUUAGGGCAAACGGAGAAAGAGAGAGUCAUGGCGAGAUCCUCUGGUUCUUCUUCGUCGCUCUUCUCCUCCCUCCUCUACUUCGGCCUCUCCAUCACUCCUCUAUUCUUCCUCUCUACCAGCGAGGAAACCCCUUUCAGAGGUGUUAGUUUAGAGAAUCCAGUUGUAGAGUUUGUUCCAACGCCUCAUGAUGGGCACCUGUGUGAGCGGGUGCAUCUCGCUGGGAUUUCAAGGAUAAAUCUGAAGCAUUAUGCGAGUUCACUGCAUGUUAUGCUGAAAGCAUCGAACACUGUCCCAGAAAAGCUUCAUGGAAAGGCGGAGGUUUGUUUUCACAGAAAUGUUUCAAAGGGUCUAUGCCAAUGUGAGGAUGAUCAGUGGAAGACUCUUCAGGAGGGUCAAUGGACUGCUGUAAUAUCACCAUAUGAAAGGAGAUACAUUGAUGUAAAAGUCGAGGAUAAACUACCAUAUUCAUUCACAAUUACCGCCGAGCAAGAAUUUCAGCAGUGGCGCUUGAUUUGUCUUGGUUUUGGUGUUCUCCUGCUGCUUCUUGCACCAAUUUUUAGUACCUGGGUCCCAUUUUAUGUUGGCAGUUCAAUGGCUGUGGGGAUCCUUGCUGUUGUAUUGCUCCUUGUAUUUCAGUUUAUGAAGCUAUUACCCAUGGGCAGGAAGAACAUCCUUUACAUUACCCUUUAUGGAUCUGCGCUAGGUAUUGGAACAUAUAUUGCGCAAUAUUUCUCCAUGGUGGUGAAUUCUAUUCUUGAC